AGGAGGAGCAGUGAGGGCUGGAGAGCUGAGUGAGGAGGGAAGCCAGGGAUCUGAUGAGGAUUCACAGCCCGGGCUCUGCGUUCUCUUUAUGGAAUGUUGCUGGUAACUCUCCUCCUGCUGUGUUCUAUGCAGAAAGCUUGCUCUGAGGAUGCCGGUACCAGUUUAUACUUUGUGAAUACAUCAUUGCUGCAGAUCACAUUUUCAAGCACCGUGGGGGUGUUCAUCCCCUGUCCUGCUGCCGGAUCCCCCAGCGCUACCCUUCGAUGGUACCUAGGGACUGGAGAUGACAUUUAUGACGUGCCACAUAUUAGGCACGUCCACGCCAAUGGCACCCUCCAGCUGUACCCCUUCUCCCCGUCCGCUUUCAAUAGCUUUAUACAUGACAAUGAGUAUUUCUGUACAGCCGAGAACUCCGCUGGGAAAAUUCGGAGUCCGAACAUCCGCGUCAAAGCAGUUUUCAGGGAGCCGUACACGGUACGGGUGGAGGAUCAGAGUGCCAUGCGUGGCAGCGCGGCGGUCUUUAAGUGCCUCACUCCCCCUGCUGUGCAGGAAUAUGUCAGUGUGGUGUCCUGGGAGAAAGACACUGUAUCGCUUACAUCAGAGGGCAGGUUUGUCACCUCCCCCAUGGGUGCUUUGUAUAUAUUGGAUGUACAGAAAGAGGACGCUUUGUCCACAUAUCGCUGCAUUACCCGCCAUCGUUACAGUGGAGAAACGCGUCAGAGCAAUGGAGCGCGACUCCUCGUAUCAGACCCUGCAGAAUCUGUCCCAGUGCUUCUUGAUGGGUUUCAAUCCCAGGAGGUCCUAGUGGGCGACAUGGUGGAAUUGCCGUGUAUUGCUUCUGGAUACCCAAAUUUAGCCUCUCGUUGGAUAAAAGAUGGCCGCCCCGUGCCCUCCGACAGUCGUUGGAGCAAGCGAAACACAGGUCUGAGUAUGAGCGACCUGCGGCUGGAGGACAGCGGCACCUAUAUCUGUGAGAUCACCAACAGCUUUGGCUCUGCAGAGGUCACUGGUACACUGAACGUGAUAGAGCCACUCCGUGUGACCCUCACUCCCAAGAAGCUGAAGACGGGGAUUGGAAGUACGGUCAUCUUGUCAUGUGCUUUGAGUGGAUCCCCAGGGUAUACAGUACGCUGGUAUCGGAACACUGAGCUCAUUAAGCCAGAUGAAUUCAUCUCCAUACGAGGAGCUGAUAAUGAAACAUUGGUUAUUAAUAGUGCUCAAAAGAGCCACUCAGGGGCAUAUCAGUGCUUCGGAACGCGGAAAAAGCAAACUGCCCAGGACUUUGCUAUUGUGGUUUUAGAAGAUGGGACACCUCGUAUCCUCUCCUCAUUCAGCGAGAAAGUGAUGAACCCAGGUGAACCGUUUUCCCUAACAUGCUCCGCCAAAGGGGCACCACCUCCAACCAUCAGCUGGACUCUGGACGAUGAGCCUAUCCAGAGGGACUCAGGGCACCGUUCUAAUCAAUACACUGCCUCUGAUGGCAGCACCAUCAGUUACAUGAAUGUGAGCAGUCCUCAGAUCCUGGACGGGGGGGUGUACCGCUGUUCUGCACGCAACUCUGUGGGGAGUGCAGAGUAUCAAGCUCGAAUAAACGUAAGAGGUCCUCCCAGCAUCCGGCCAAUGAAGAACCUUACAGCAGUGGCAGGACGAGACAGCUUCAUUCACUGCAGAGUUAUUGGAUAUCCCUACUACUUCAUCAGCUGGUAUAAAGACUCUCUGCUGUUACCGGAUAACCACAGACAGGUGGUGUUUGAGAAUGGUACCUUGAUGUUGAGUGAUGUCCAGAAAGGGAUGGAUGAGGGUGAAUACCUAUGCAGUGUCCUAAUACAGCCGCAGCUGUCCAUUAGUCAGAGCGUCCACAUCACUGUCAAAGUGCCCCCACUCAUCCAACCGUUUGAGUUCCCCCCUGCAUCGAUUGGACAGCUGCUCUACAUCCCGUGCGUGGUGUCGUCAGGGGACAUGCCAAUACGGAUCACCUGGCGAAAGGACGGACAGGUGAUUGUAUCUGGCUCAGGAAUCACUAUUGAGACUAAGGAGUUCAUGAGCUCUCUGCAAAUUUCCAGCGUGUCGCUCAAGCACAACGGGAACUACACAUGUAUAGCGAGCAACGACGCAGCCACAGUCAGCCGAGAGAGGCAGCUCAUUGUCAGAGUCCCCCCCAGAUUUGUGGUUCAGCCAAACAACCAGGAUGGAAUCUAUGGCAAGGCUGGUGUCCUCAACUGCUCUGUAGAUGGCUACCCUCCUCCAAAAGUGGUUUGGAAACAUGCUAAAGGCAGUGUCAACCCCCAGCAGUAUCACCCAGUGCCCCUAACUGGCAGGAUCCAGAUUCUGCCCAACAGCUCCCUGCUAAUCCGGCAUGUGUUGGAGGAGGAUAUUGGCUACUACUUGUGCCAGGCCAGUAACGGAGUGGGCACAGAUAUCAGCAAGUCUAUGUUCCUCACUGUAAAAAUUCCAGCAAUGAUCACCUCCCACCCCAACACAACCAUCGCAAUUAAAGGUCAGACGAAGGGUCUGAACUGCACAGCACGAGGGGAGCGCCCCAUUAUCAUCCGCUGGGAGAAAGGGGACACCGUGAUUGAUCCAGAUCGGAAUCUACGCUACCUUAUUGCCACCAAGGACAGUGGAGAUGAAGUUAUCUCCACCCUGACGCUCAAGCCAGCAGAACGAGGAGACUCUGUUUUUUUUUCAUGCCAUGCGAUAAAUUCAUACGGAGAAGAUAGGGGGCUUAUUCAACUUACUGUGCAAGAGCCCCCAGAUCCGCCAGAACUGGAAAUUCGGGAAGUCAAAGCUCGUAGUAUGAAUCUGCGAUGGACUCAGAGAUUUGACGGGAACAGUAUUAUCACGGCCUUUGACAUUGAAUAUAAAAACAAAUCGGAUACCUGGGACUUUAAACAGUCCACUCGUAAUAUAUCACCCAUCAUAAACCAAGCCAACAUUGUUGAUUUACAUCCAGCCUCUGUGUACAGCAUACGCAUGUAUUCCUUCAAUAAGAUUGGACGCAGUGAACCCAGCAAAGAGCUCACCAUCAGCACAGAAGAAGCCGCUCCUGAUGGGCCUCCUAUGGAUGUCACCUUGCAGCCACUUACUUCACAAAGUAUUCAAGUAACGUGGAAGGCCCCUCGAAAGGAGCUACAGAAUGGGGUGAUCCGUGGAUACCAGAUUGGAUACCGUGAAAAUGGGCCAGGCAGUAAUGGUCAAUAUAGUAUUGUAGAGAUGAAAGCUACAGGAGAUGGUGAGGUGUACACCUUGGACAACAUGAAGAAAUUUGCCCAGUAUGGAGUGGUGGUACAGGCGUUCAAUCGAGCAGGAACCGGACCAUCUUCUACGGAGAUCAAUGCCACAACGCUGGAGGACGUGCCGAGUCAGCCUCCUGAAAACAUAAGAGCUCUCUCCAUCACUUCUGACGUGGCCGUCAUCUCUUGGUCAGAGCCUUCUCGGAGUUCCCUUAACGGCGUCCUGAAGGGCUACCGUGUCAUCUACUGGUCACUCUAUCCCGAUGGAGAGUGGGGAGAAAUGCAGAAUAUUACAACACCGCGGGAACGCGUGGAACUGAAGUCUCUUGAAAAAUUCACCAAUUACAGUGUGCAGGUCCUGGCCUACACCCAGGCAGGAGACGGCGUACGAAGCAGUGUGCUGUAUCUACAGACCAAGGAGGACAUUCCGGGUCCACCUGCUGGGAUUAAAGCUGUACCAUCCUCGUCUAGUAGUGUGGUGGUAUCAUGGUUGCCUCCUACCAAGCCCAAUGGAAUAAUUCGGAAAUACACCAUCUUCUGCUCCAGUCCUGGGUCUGGACAGCCUGCUCCUAGUGAGUAUGAGACCAGCCCUGAGUUUCUGCACUAUCGUAUCAUGCACCUCCUGCGAGGACAGCAGUAUAUGUUAUGGGUGGCUGCAGUCACGUCCGCUGGACGCGGGAAUGUAAGCGAAAAGGUGAUGAUUGAGCCAGCUGGAAAAGCUCCUGCCAAGAUCAUUUCAUUUGGGGGGACCGUAAGCACCCCAUGGAUGAAGGAUGUCCGUUUGCCCUGCAGUUCGGUGGGUGAGCCAGCUCCAGCCAUUAAAUGGACCAAAGACAGUGAGGACUCUGCUAUUCCAUUAGCUCUAGAUGGACACCGUCUCAUUCAUUCCAAUGGCACUCUCACCCUGCGCUCAGUCAAGGCUGAAGACUCUGGCUACUACACCUGCACAGCGACAAACACCUGGGGUUUCGACACAAUCAUUGUAAACCUGUUGGUUCAAGUUCCUCCUGAUCAGCCUCGACUCACUGUGUCAAAAACCUCAGCUUCUUCCAUUACACUUGCCUGGAUUCCCGGAGACAACGGGGGCAGCUCCAUCCGAGGUUUUGUCCUCCAGUACUCCGUAGAUAACAGUGAGGAAUGGCGAGAUGUAUUUAUAAGCUCUUCUGAGAGGUCCUUUAGACUAGAGAAUUUACGUUGUGGUACUUGGUACAAAGUUAAGCUGGCCGCUAAGAACAGUGUUGGAGCAGGAAGAAUCAGUGAGAUUAUCGAAGCCAAGACUCAUGGAAGAGAGCCAUCCUUUAACAAGGAUCAGCAUCUAUUCACCCACGUCAACUCCACACAUGCCCGUCUCAACCUACAUGGCUGGAAUAGUGGUGGGUGUCCAAUCACCUCAGUCAUUCUAGAGUACCGGCCGCAGAACAGCUGGGCUUGGCAGAGCCUCCGUGCCAACGUGACAAGCGAUGUCUUCCUGACAGAGCUACGGGAGGCCACCUGGUAUGAACUGAAGAUGAGGGCUUGUAACAGCGCUGGAUGUGGAAAUGAGACGUCGCAGUUUGCUACAUUGGACUACGAUGGGAGUACGAUCCCUCCCAUUAAGUCUGCGCAGGGUGAAGGAGAUGAUGUAAAAAAGCUUUUUUCCAUUGCCUGCCCAGUGAUUUUGGCCACGUUGGGGGUCGCCUUGUUAUUUAUUAUUCGGAAGAAGAGGAAAGAGAAAAGAUUGAAGAGGCUUCGAGAUGCUAAAAGUUUGGCAGAGAUGCUGAUCAGUAAAAAUAACCGCAGUUUUGACACUCCGGUGAAGGGGCCACCUGCCGGUCCCAGGUUACACAUCGAUAUUCCCCGUGUUCAGCUUCUAAUUGAGGACAAAGAGGGAGUGAAACAAUUAGGUGAUGAUAAAGCCACGUUGCCUGUAACAGAUGCUGAGUUCAGCCAAACUGUGAACCCUCAAAGUUUCUGCACUGGGGUAUCCCUACAUCACCCUGCCCUGAUCCAGAACACGGGGCCCCUCAUCGAUAUGUCGGAUAUUCGACCAGGAACCAAUCCCGUCUCUCGAAAAAGUGUGAAGUCAGCUCAUAGCACCAGGAACAGAUACUCGAGUCAGUGGACACUCACAAAAUGCCAGAGCUCCACUCCUGCUCGGACUCUGACCUCCGACUGGAGAACAGUGGGGUCACAACAUGGUAUCACUGUAACAGAGAGCGACAGCUACAGUGCUAGUCUCUCUCAGGAUACAGAUAAAGGCCGGAACAGCAUGGUAUCAACGGAGAGCGCAUCGUCCACCUACGAAGAGCUAGCCCGGGCUUACGAACAUGCCAAGCUGGAAGAGCAGUUGCAACACGCCAAGUUUGAAAUUACCGAGUGUUUUAUAUCAGACAGUUCAUCAGAUCAGAUGACAACAGGAACCAAUGAAAAUGGAGAUAGCAUGACCUCCAUGAGCACGCCGUCUGAGCCGGGCAUCUGCCGCUUCACCGCUUCCCCACCUAAACCACAGGACAGUGAUCCAACCAAAAAUGUGGCUGUGCCCAUCCCCCAUCGAGCUAAGAGCGAAUAUUGCAAUUUACCACUCUACAUGAAGUCAGACCCCCACUUUCGUAAACCGGACCCCCAUGACUCAUGUCCUGUGGUGCCGCCUCGUGAAGCAUCCAUGCGCAACCUGACUCGGAGUUACCACUCCCGCCACCUAACUCUAGAGCCGGGAGCCAAGCCUCCACCUGGCCUCUCACACCCGACUCCUUCUGGUGUGAGCUUACCUCAGCGGACUCUUAUCAUGGCUGGAGCAUCAGCCUCUGCCCCUUCAGCUCCAGCAGCCACUGCACCAUCUGCCCCUGCUGACCCCACUGCCUCUGCUGGACCCGUUGAAAACCGCUUGCCUACCCAGCACAGCAAGAUGGGGGGAUCCCGGGACUCUCUGCUGGAAAUGAGCAGCUCUGGAGCUGCUCGAGCACAGAAACAGGGAGCUGGAGCCUACUCCAAAUCUUACACAUUGGUCUGACGCCCACCCCCUUAAAACACUUCCCUCUAAAGACCCUCACAGACUGCAAAGACCCUUCUCCCUCCGCAGUGUCUUGGCUGUAUUUCUAUAUUUUGAAAAACAAUAUAAAAGGAAAAAAAAAACACAAUGGACGAAUGGAGAAUUUAAACAAAAACUUGGUGAUAAAAGACGCAUUUUUGUAUGAAAAAAAAAUAGCUAUUUUCAA
This is a messenger RNA of Pelobates fuscus (common spadefoot toad), 6427 nucleotides long. It is a transcript of the gene DSCAML1, whose product is annotated as DS cell adhesion molecule like 1. The record is from RefSeq and is a predicted model, not a curated record. The coding region runs from base 94 to 6222 and encodes 2042 amino acids. NCBI's taxonomy places the organism in Eukaryota, Metazoa, Chordata, Amphibia, Anura, Pelobatidae. Gene Ontology annotation, biological process: axon guidance; homophilic cell-cell adhesion; dendrite self-avoidance. The transcript is spliced from 33 exons. Gene Ontology annotation, molecular function: cell-cell adhesion mediator activity. Gene Ontology annotation, cellular component: plasma membrane; axon.